AAAACCCUUUGAGGAGAGCAAGCCAGCGCAUUAACUUAAACCCAGAAAAUUUUCCAACUCGCGGCCGAAUCAUCCCGAGUAAAAUGAGCAAUUUGGGAAAAUCUCAAUCUUCAACCGAAGAAGAGUGUCUUAGUUUCUCAAGAUCCUUGUUGCAGCUAGGGCAUUGUAUUACUGGAUACAAUUGAACUUGUCCGAUCCAAAAAAAAUCAGAACUUGAUAAAGCAAAAUGGCUUCUUCUACAAAAGGCUCUGUUAAGAAGGGUCAACCUUCGAUUAAGCAUAGUUGGAACUUAGCUGAGGCUAAGAGGAAGUUGUCUAAGAUUAGUAGUGAUCAUCAUCCACAUGUAGAGUAUGAAUAUGCUUUCCAGAGGGAGAACAUCAAAAGAGGAGAGACCAAGUUGAGUCAAAUUUUGAGCAGGGAUUCGUUGAUAUCUGCUGUUGACUUGAUGUGGGAUCGCUCGGGUUUUGUCUCUGGUGAGUUGAUUAGUUCAUUAAAGGAAAGAAAUUUAGAUGAUGUAAGUAGAGAUGAAGUUAGUGAGUUCAAAGUUUUGACGGGUAGUACACAGUUGCAGAAGGCUAUAUCUCAGUCGCCAUCAACUACACAGCCCAGGGUUAAGUUUUUGAGAGUGGCUGAGAAGAUGUGUAUUUUUAAGCCAUUUAACGAAUCUUUCUUUAGUCGGUUUAAUCAGAGUAAUGGAGCCAAGGAUAUCAGUAGCUAUAGGGAAGUAGUUGUAGUUCCCAUUUUUACUAGGUAUCAAAGAGGAGCGGCUGACCGUAUUCCCAAUGUAGUCAGCAGUGAAGCAGAAUGCCCAUCAAGAUAUGCCAAUAGUUGUGAUUCUGUAGUUGUUACAGCUGCAGCAGAAGGCCACUCAAAUCUAACUGAACCAAGGAGUCCUCUCAUAGCAAGCGUGGCAGAAUCAUUGGUAGACACCAGAACAUCCAGAUCUAAUGAUGUGAACUAUCUCUUCUUGCUUUACAAAGAUAGGUGUGCCAACAACAAAGGAGUGAACAUAAUAAGUUUAAAAUGUAGCACGGACAGCGAUACUGAAGUUACUUCUUCAGGGAAUAACUCAGACGAAGACAGCUUAUCUAUUGUUGGAAACAAACAGUUGCUUGAGAGAGAUAGAAAAGACCAAGAGACUGGAGUUUGUUCAUCCUCUGCAGAAACGCCGACUUGCACCUUUGCUAAACAGCGGCAUGCUUUUGCUGGUGCGUUGGCAGGCAUAAGUGUCAGUCUUUGUCUUCAUCCACUUGAUACAGUAAAGACAAUGAUUCAGUCAUGCCGCUUGGAGGAGAAGUCUCUAUGCUAUACUGGGAGAUCAAUUUUAUCAGAAAGAGGUGUUUCCGGACUAUAUCGGGGGAUUGCUAGCAACAUUGCCUCAUCAGCUCCUAUCUCUGCCCUCUAUACCUUCACUUAUGAAUCAGUUAAAGGAGCUCUUCUUCCUCUUUUUCCUAAGGAGUAUUGCUCCCUUACCCAUUGCGUAGCUGGUGGUUCUGCAAGCAUUGCAACUUCUUUUAUCUUCACGCCAAGUGAGCGUAUAAAACAGCAGAUGCAAGUCGGUUCACAUUAUCGCAAUUGCUGGACUGCAUUGGUUGGAAUCAUCCAAAAAGGUGGUUUGCUUUCUUUAUAUGCUGGAUGGACUGCAGUGCUAUGUAGAAAUAUCCCACACUCAAUCAUUAAGUUCUAUGUUUAUGAAAACAUGAAGCAAAUGGUAUUGCCAUCUCUAGGUCCUCUUGGUCAAUCGACUCAACCCACGACAUUACAAACGCUCGUAUGUGGAGGAUUAGCGGGAUCUGCUGCUGCUUUCUUUACAACCCCAUUUGAUGUAGUAAAAACAAGAUUACAAACUCAGAUUCCCGGAUCUAGGAACCAACAUCCUAGUGUCUAUCAAACUCUUCAGUCAAUACGCAAACAAGAAGGUCUGAGAGGGCUAUACAGAGGAUUGAUCCCCAGACUUGUCAUGUACAUGUCCCAAGGAGCUAUAUUCUUUGCUUCAUAUGAAUUUUACAAGAGUGUACUCUCUCUAGAAGCGGCACAGCCCAAUUCGUCAGCUCUCUCUGGCACAAAAACAAAGAACAAGGAUAGUUCACCCCCAACAAAACCAUCAAGAUUGCAACAUAUGUAAUACAAAGAAUGGAAAAUUGUACAU
This is a messenger RNA of Camelina sativa (false flax), 2149 nucleotides long. RefSeq lists its product as uncharacterized. The record is from RefSeq and is a predicted model, not a curated record. Lineage: Eukaryota; Viridiplantae; Streptophyta; Magnoliopsida; Brassicales; Brassicaceae.